Molecule: messenger RNA, 992 nt
Organism: Hemiscyllium ocellatum (epaulette shark)
Lineage: Eukaryota; Metazoa; Chordata; Chondrichthyes; Orectolobiformes; Hemiscylliidae
Product: probable G-protein coupled receptor 141
Exons: 2
Coding region: 117-992 (291 amino acids)
Biological process (GO): G protein-coupled receptor signaling pathway
Cellular component (GO): membrane
Molecular function (GO): G protein-coupled receptor activity; oxysterol binding
Source: RefSeq, a predicted model, not a curated record
AUUCAACUCGCAGUUUUCUUUAACAUUCCAGUUACUCAAUAUCUGUGUUGGACCGUGACAGCCCUUUUUCUACAUUAAAGAUACGGGAUUUGGAGAAAAAAAUUAACAUAUCAGCAAUGAACAAUACAACAUCCUCAACAGGAAGAUUCACAACCAGCAAUGACUCGUCUUAUUGUGAUUCACUUGGAUCCACCUAUAAUACAGCUUUAAUAGCAAUUUACACCCUUGUGCUCGUGGGAGGUUCUACUGGUGCCAUCAUCAUGACGUGGAAAAUAAAAACCGACAGCAAAUCUGUGACAUCCACCGCUGUGGUCAAUCUUAUAUUGAUGCACACGUUCUUUCUCCUAACUGUGCCUUUCCGAAUCUCUUAUUACAUCCUUGAUGUGUGGAAGUUUGGUUCAAUAUUUUGUAAGCUGGUUAGUGCAAUGAUUCAUGCUCACAUGUACCUGUGCUUCAUGUUCUACGUGGCCAUAAUUGUCAUAAGGAUGAUCAGUUUCUUUCAAAAAAAGAAGACGAUGGAUUUUUAUCAACCUUGGCAUGCAGUUGCUGUGAGCCUAGUUCUCUGGGUCCUGGUGUUUGUUGCUGUUUUCCCACUGUUUCUAGCAUAUUUUGACAGCUCUGAAAAGGAUGAUAAAUGUUUUCAAUUCACAGUUACAAGUGCCUCAUCAUAUGUGAAGGCUAUGAACUAUCUUGCAGUUAUUACUGUGUUAACAACUUUAGGUGUUUUACUUGCCAUCCAGAUGGGCAUAAUGGUACGAUUGAUGAUCCGUUACCAAAAUACUUUGCGCAACCAGCAAGAAUUUGGAGCUCAAACAAAGACACUGUUAUUUAUAUUAAUUAUGAUUUGUUUUGUUCCUUAUCUUGGAUUCAGGCUGUUUUAUGUAUACCAAGAGCAAUGUUCAAAAACCUUAAAUAUUAUGAAUGAAGUAUUUUUAGCUCUGACUUCAAUGAGCUGUUUUGAUGUGCUUGCUUUCCUAGUGGCUUCCCAUUGA